This is a messenger RNA of Nanorana parkeri, 2055 nucleotides long. RefSeq names its product kinesin-like protein KIF19. The record is from RefSeq and is a predicted model, not a curated record. Gene Ontology annotation, biological process: microtubule-based movement. The transcript has 15 exons. Gene Ontology annotation, molecular function: microtubule motor activity; ATP binding; microtubule binding. Lineage: Eukaryota; Metazoa; Chordata; Amphibia; Anura; Dicroglossidae. Bases 1 to 2055 code for a protein of 684 amino acids.
AUGAACAUCAAAGAGGACUUUCAGAACCACCAAAUCACAGUUGCUUUGCGAAUCCGUCCAUUUAACCAGGUGGAAACGGAGAGAGGUGUUCAGUGUAUUACAUAUAAACUUGGUGAACAAAUACUCCUGCUGAAGGAUCCAUCAGGAGGCUCUGAGGACUUCCUGCGUGCAAAGCGCUCUAGAGACAGGACGUUUGUAUUUGAUGCUGUUUUUGAUCAGGAUGCUACCCAGGAGCACGUCUAUGAAUCAACUACCAAAAACCUGGUUGAUGGCAUCAUUAGAGGAUAUAAUGCUACAGUGUUUGCUUAUGGCCCAACAGGUACAGGUAAGACAUAUACAAUGCUGGGGAUGGACUGUGAAUCAGGAAUAUACAUUCAAACUCUUAAUGACCUUUUCAAAGCCAUUAAGGACAAUGGAAAAAGUAUGGAAUGUUCUGUAUCCCUGUCAUACCUGGAGAUUUACAAUGAGACAAUCCGUGACCUUUUAAGCCCUUCUGGAGUUUUGGAUCUGAGAGAUGACUCUAAAGGCAACAUACAGAUUCCCGGGAUUACUGAAUUUUUUCCAUCUAACGUUGAGGAGGCCAUGGCCUUGGUGCAAAGAGGAAACAAACACCGAACACAGGAACCAACUGCAGCCAAUAAGACAUCUUCCAGGUCCCAUGCAAUACUCCAAGUCCUUGUGAAAAAAAACAGCAAGUUGAAAAAUCAGGAUGAAGCACGAUUGGGCAAGCUAUUGCUGAUAGACCUGGCAGGGUCAGAACGGGCAUCACAGACUCAAAACCUUGGAAAGAGGAUGAAAGAAGGCGCUCACAUAAACCGCUCUCUUCUAGCCCUUGGAAAUUGCAUCACUGCGUUAAGUGAGCGAGGGAGCCAUGCUCAUGUGAAUUACAGAGACAGUAAACUGACACGACUGUUAAAAGAUGCUCUGAGUGGGAACAGCAGAACAGUAAUGAUAGCACAUGUGAGUCCCUCCAUUGCUGCUUAUGACGAAACUCGCACCACUCUGAUUUAUGCAAGCAGAACAAAAAACAUCAAGACCAGGGUGCGGCAGAAUUAUGAAAAUGUGGCCCACCGUGUUAACAAAUAUGGAAGAGUUCUCUGCAAUCUUCACAAUGAACUAGAGCAACUACAUCGAAGAAUCAAAGAGCAUGGCAAGGAGAUAAGAAGAAUGAAGCAAACGGAACUAAAAAUCAGAAGUGCACAAGAGGAUUCACAUCAGGCGGACAACUCACACAAACAACAAAAGCGAAAUAAUUUGGUGAAACAAUUUAAGGGUGUACUUGAGGAACAUAUGAAGGUGAGAUGCUGCCUUUUACAGCUGGAUAAUUCUCAUCUAGAACAACACAUUGACACUGUACGCCAUCUUGCUACCAUAGCUGACUGGGAGCAGGACAAGCCUCGGUGCUCAACCCAGCAGAGGUCAAGUAAGACUGUUGAGCAUACAGUGAUUGAUGUGGGAGAUGAGGAGGAAGAUGGAGAUACAGAUAUGACUGAACCUCAUGAAGUUAUGAUGGCCAGAGAAGAAAUUAACAUACUUCUUGCUGAACAACAGAAAACAUUUGCGAGGAUGACAGCACUUAAAGAACAAUGGGUCAAUUCCAAACUGAAGGCAUCUCAGCUGGAGCAGCAGAUUCCUGACCAGUUCGGCAGCGAUCAGGGAGAGCUGUUGAGGUUACUCCACAAAAUACAUGAGUUGCAGAUCUUCAACAGUGAGCUACUAGCCAGGCCCAUGUGUAAGGAGAGACUGCUCUACCAGAAGGACUUUGUGAUCCUGAGCUACCCACAUUACAGAUUCCUGUGUGAAAAAAACAUCCAGCUGCAGCGGACAUUAAUAGAUGAGAAGGUCCAUAACCCGGAGCUUCUUCACCUACAUGAAGUGGAUCUUGUGAAAAUAAAGCAGCUGGAGCAGCAAAAGUCUCUGCUUUCAAGUAGAUUUAAGACCGACUUGGGGUCCAGUCAUUUCAAUUUUUUCCUCCAUGGCAAGAUGGUGGAAAGUCACAGCAGCGUUCCUUACCGCUCUGAUCAGGAAGGGAUCCAUGCACUGAUUUCCUCCUGA